This is a messenger RNA of Empidonax traillii (willow flycatcher), 3120 nucleotides long. RefSeq names its product protein eyes shut homolog. Lineage: Eukaryota; Metazoa; Chordata; Aves; Passeriformes; Tyrannidae. Gene Ontology annotation, molecular function: calcium ion binding. The transcript is spliced from 10 exons. The record is from RefSeq and is a predicted model, not a curated record. Bases 1 to 2700 code for a protein of 899 amino acids.
AUGUUGCCUGUGAGCAAUCCUGAAGGUUACUGUUUGAUUGAAAUGGCUGCGGAUGGAAAUCCUCCUGUACAGCACAGACUCUCUUUCUCACAUCAAGCAUCUCAGAUCACCUUUGGAUCAGUCUUCCUUGGAAAUGUUCCUGUUCAUGAAGAGGUUCAUCGAUGUGCUGGGCAGAUACAUGGCUAUAAAGGAUGCAUUAGGGAUUUUCAAGUUAACCACAAAGAGUUGUUCAUCAUAGAUGAGGCUCUUGGAGGGAGGAAUGUUGAGAACUGCAAUGUUCCAAUAUGUGAUUAUCAUCCAUGUCACAAUGGUGGAACCUGCACUAGUGAUGCAGAAAAUUGGUAUUGUGAAUGCCCUAAACUCUACACUGGAAAACUCUGCCAGUUUGCGACUUGUGAUGAAAAUCCAUGUGGAAACGGUGCUACGUGUUUUCCGAAGUCCAGUCGAGAUGCUGUUUGCUUGUGUCCAUAUGGAAGAUCUGGCAUCCUCUGCAGUGAAGCUAUUAAUAUUACACAACCAAGUUUCAGUGGCACAGAUGUCUUUGGCUAUACCUCAUUCCUAGCUUAUUCUACAAUCCCAAAUAUCAUCUUCUACUAUGAAUUUCGCUUGAAAUUUCAGUUGGCAAACCACAACUCAGCUUUACAAGAUAACCUGAUUUUUUUCACUGGACAGAAGGGCCAAGGUCUGAAUGGAGAUGAUUUCUUGGAGUUAGGCCUCCGUAAUGGGAGAGUGGUAUAUAGCUACAAUCUAGGUUCUGGCACAGCAACAAUCAUCAGCAAGGCACUUGAUCUGACACUCCAUAUUCAUGUCAUCCAUCUUGGCAGAAAUCUCCAAAAAGGCUGGCUGAAGGUGGAUGAUCAGAAGAAUAAAACUGUCACUUCUCCUGGGAGGCUGGUUGGACUCAAUGUCUUCAGUCAGUUUUAUUUAGGAGGUUAUCGUGAGUAUACUCCAGAACUCCUACCAAAGGGACCCAGAUUUAAGAAUGGCUUUCAAGGUUGCAUUUUUGAUGUUCAAGUUCGUACCAGCAUCAAUCAAGGGUUUAAAUCACCAGGCUCUCCAGAAGGACAUCCCAAUUCUGGUCGCAAUGUUGGACAAUGUAAAGAUUCCCCAUGCAGUUUAAUAAAAUGCAGAAAUGGUGGGAAGUGCAUAGAAAGUGGCUCUACUGUUUACUGUGACUGCCUCUCUGGAUGGAAAGGUGCAUUUUGCACAGAAACAGUGUCAGUAUGUGAACCUGAGCAUGAUCCUCCACAUCGGUGUAGGCAAGGUGGUACCUGUGUGCCACUGCCUAAUGGUUACACAUGUCACUGUCCUCUUGGAACAACUGGUACCUACUGUGAACAAGAUAUUCCCAUUAGUGAUCCAUCUUUCAGAAGUAAUGAAUCAUCAUGGAUGUCAUUUGCACCCUUUUCUAUCCGGCAUAAGACCCAUAUCAAGCUACAGUUUCAGACUCUGUCUCCAGAUGGUAUCCUCUUUUACACUGCACAGCACUUGGGUACUCAGUCAGGUGACUUCCUAUGUAUAUCAUUAGUAAACGGAUUUAUGCAGUUACGCUACAAUCUCGGAGACAAGACAGUCAUCCUACAGGCCCUUCAGAAGGUCCGUGCGAAUGGAAAUACAUGGCACUUACUCAAAGCAGGAAGAGCUGGCAAUGAAGGCUACCUGGACCUGGAUGGUAUCAACGUUACUCAAAAAGCUAGUCUUGGAAUGAAUGUACUAGACACACACACAGAUUUUUUUGUUGGAGGGGUGUCCUCCUUAAACCUUGUUAAUUCAAUGGCAAUAGAAAAUGAACCCAUAGGUUUCACUGGUUGCAUUCGAGAAAUUGUUAUAAAUAAUAGGGAACUGAAGCUUACUGCGACUGAUCCCAAAGGUGGAGCCAAUGUUGGUGACUGCGAUGGAACAAUUUGUGGGUACUCAGUGUGCAAAAAUAGUGGAACAUGUCAAGUUGAAAACUCAGGGUUUUCUUGUUCUUGCCCACCAGAGUGGACAGGAACCACAUGUGAACAAUCUGUUCACUGUUCACAAAACAUGUGUGGGUCUCAAGGGCUCUGUAUUCCUCAACCUUCAUUUUCAUACACCUGUGUAUGUGCACUAGGCUGGUCAGGCAAGUACUGCGAUAGCAAAAUAAAAUUUUAUAUAGCAAAGUUUGUCGGCAACUCCUACAUUAAAUACACAGAUUCUUAUUAUGGAAAAAGAGACCUCCAGUACAGCCGCAUUUCUUUAAAUUUCACUACCAAUCAAACUGAAGGCUUAAUAGCAUGGAUGGGCAAAAGUGAAGAUGAAGAUAAUGACUUCCUUGCCAUCGGUAUUGCCAAUGGAACAUUAAAAGUUGUCGUCAAUCUUGGAGAAAGAAUCUCUGUUCCUCUAAUGCAUAGAAAAUACUUCACCUGUUGUGACGAAAAAUGGCAUUUUGUUACUGUAGCUCAAAACCAAACAUGUAUUAAGGUAUACCUUGAUGAGGAGCUAAUUCUUUUUGAAGACAUUGAUCCACAAAGAAAAUACACUGCUUUAAACUAUGGUGGCAUUUGCUAUUUUGGUGGGUUUGAAAUCGGCAGGAAAGUCAAUGUAGUCACUACAGGGCUUUUUCAGAAGGAAUUCAUUGGUAAAAUUAAAGAUGUUGUGCUCUUCCAAGAUUCCAAAAAGCUUCAGCUAAUGAAUGCAGAAGGGUACAAUGUUUAUGACGGAAAUUCUGGAAAUUAAUUGAAAAAAUGUUCAAGACUCUGUAAAAGUGAUAAACUUUCUUUUCCUCCUUUUUCUUGUGUUAGUUGGCAGUGUAAUACUCAGAAACCAACAAAAGAAAAUUUUCAUUAAGAAAAGUAAUUAAGGACAAUUUUAUGUUGAGUAUUAAUAGAUACAAAACAUAUAUUUUACUCUUAAAAUUACUUAUUUGUACUCUUUAGUAUUUACUUAUUAAAAUAAUGAGAAAGUCUGCAGGAUUUUUUUCUUUAUUGUGCUGGAAAUAGUUUCAUAAACAAAUAGAUAGUAAUUAGCUUACAAAGCCAACCAUCAUUCAACUGUUGUUUGUUGCUUUAUGAGAACAACUGUUAACCUGUUUCUCCAACUUUUAAAUUCUAUUAAUGUUUCCCUUAUAAUUUUAUAAUAUUAAGGUCAAGUGUAAAA